GCCCGGUGGCGCGAAAAGACACACAACAGUGCCGAGUCCGACACGAGGUGUUCUGCACUGACCUUUUCUCAACGCUUUUAAAAGCUAGAUAGGAAAACAAUGGCUGUUGAAACGGUGGACGAUCAGGAAAUGAGGGAGGCGCAGAGGGAUUAUCUGGAUUUUCUUGACGAUGAUCAAGACCAGGGAAUUUAUCAGAGCAAAGUACGACAGAUGAUCAGUGAAAAUAAAUCCAGGCUCAUUGUGGACCUCAACGACCUCCGCCGCCGCAACGAAAAGCGAGCAGCCAAGCUGCUGAAUAAUGCUUUUGAAGAGCUCCUGGCGUUCCAGCGUGCUCUCAAAGAUCUGGUGGCUUCGAUAGAUGCCACUUAUGCCAAGCAACACGAAGAGUUCUUCAUCGGUCUGGAGGGCAGCUUCGGAAGCAAACACGUCUCCCCUCGAACCCUCACCUCUCGGCUGUUGGGUAGCAUGGUGUGUUUGGAGGGCAUUGUCACCAAAUGCUCUUUGGUGCGUCCCAAAGUAGUACGCAGUGUGCACUACUGUCCAGCCACUAAGAAGACCAUGGAGCGCAAAUACACUGAUAUGACCUCUCUGGAUGCCUUUCCUUCAAGUGCCAUUUACCCCACCAAGGACGAGGAGAACAAUCCACUGGAGACUGAGUUCGGUCUGUCCAUCUAUAAGGACCACCAGACCAUCACAGUGCAGGAGAUGCCGGAGAAAGCCCCUGCCGGACAGCUGCCCCGCUCUGUGGACAUCAUCCUGGACAAUGACUUGGUGGACACUGUAAAGCCAGGGGACCGUACACAAGUGAUCGGCACAUACCGCUGCCUGCCUGGCAAGAAGGGUGGGUUCACCUCGGGCACCUUCAGGACCAUCAUGAUCGCCUGCCACGCCAAACAGAUGAGCAAAGAAGUCUCUCACUACUUCUCUGCAGAUGAUGUGGCCAAGAUCAAGAGCUUCUGCAGAACCCGCUCGAAGAAUUUGUUUGAUCAGUUGGCUCGCUCCCUGGCCCCCAGUAUUCAUGGUCAUGAGUACAUAAAGAAGGCGAUCCUGUGUUUGCUUCUGGGAGGGGUGGAGAAGGUUUUGGAGAACGGCUCACGCAUUAGAGGAGACAUCAAUGUGCUUCUCAUAGGUGACCCCUCCGUGGCCAAGUCUCAGCUGCUCCGGUACGUUCUUCACACUGCUCCUCGUGCCAUUCCCACCACAGGCCGGGGCUCAUCAGGUGUAGGUCUGACCGCAGCCGUCACCACUGACCAAGAGACAGGUGAGCGACGUCUCGAGGCUGGUGCUAUGGUUUUAGGGGAUCGCGGUGUGGUCUGCAUUGAUGAGUUUGACAAAAUGUCAGAUAUGGAUCGCACUGCUAUCCAUGAGGUUAUGGAACAGGGCCGCGUCACCAUCGCCAAGGCUGGCAUCCACGCUCGACUGAACGCCCGCUGCAGCGUCCUGGCAGCUGCCAACCCCGUCUAUGGCAGAUACGAUCAGUAUAAGACGCCCAUGGAGAACAUCGGUCUGCAGGACUCUCUGCUGUCUCGUUUUGAUUUGCUCUUCAUCAUGCUGGAUCAGAUGGACCCAGAGCAGGACCGUGAGAUCUCUGACCACGUCUUGCGCAUGCACCGUUACAGAGAUCCUCAUGAGCAGGAUGGAGCAGCUCUUUCUCUUGGUGGUACAAUCGAUGCACUGGCCACUGAAGACCCUGAUGCAACUCAGGAGGAAGAAGAGGAGCUGCAAGUGUACGAGAAACACAAUCCACUCCUCCACGGCAGCAAAAAACUCAAGGACCGAGUGGUGAGUAAGGUGUUCAUGAGGAAGUACAUCCACAUUGCCAAGGCUCUUUCUCCUGUUCUGACUCAAGACGCAGCCAAUCACAUUGCAGAGGAGUAUUCACGACUGCGCAACCAGGAGCAGCUCGGCUCUGACAUUGCACGGACGUCACCGGUCACUGCGAGAACCCUGGAGACUCUGAUCCGUCUUUCUACAGCACAUGCCAAAGCUCGAAUGAGCAAAGUUGUGGAACUGGUGGACACCGAAGUCGCUGUGGAGCUUGUGCAGUUUGCCUAUUUCAAGAAGGUUUUGGAGAAGGAACGUAAACGCUCUAGAAAUGGAGAGCAAGAUGCAGCCUCAGAGGAGGAGGAGGAAGAUGAGGCACAAGACACACCUCGAACACAGAGAAAAAGGAGGCGUCAUUCUGAGCGCAGAGCAUCACAGGGCAGCGAGCAGUAUGACCCGUAUGACUUCAAUACUGAGACUGAUGUACCACAAAUUCAGUCCCCCGCUCCUGCGAGGCAGGAUGAGGAGCCAAUGGACACUCCUGAUCAGAACGGUCACACAGAGCUGUCUGACGACAGGUUGAAGGAGUUCAAAACCGCGUUGCUGGAGGUGUUCCGCUCUUCUCAUGCUCAGUCAGUUGGCAUGAUCGCUCUGAUGGAGGGCAUCAACAAGAGCCUCCCAUCACCGUUUAAAGAAACUGAGGUCCGUGCUGCUCUCAGCCGCAUGCAAGACGACAACCAGGUUAUGGUUGCAGACGACAUCAUCUUCCUUAUAUAAGUGUGUUUUUUGGAGAAUAAGAGACUUAGAAAAGUUCAAGUGAAGGUCUAUUUCAGAAGAUUUGCAAUAUAUGUAUUAGUAUUAGUACAUGCAAACACAUGCAUAUAUUUCUUAAUAUUUUUAUUCACUCAAGAUAUUUUCAUUAGAUAUUUCAUACUGUAAUUCUUUUUCCGUAUGCUUGUCACGUGCAUACAAAUGCAUGUAUUCAAAAAACAAUUCAGUUUAAUUCUUGCAAAGACAUUUUUAGUUUGUUUUUCUCUCUGUAACAUUCAUUUGUAUAUUAGCAUUCUCAGAUUUGUCUUUUCUUAGUGUUUUAUAUUUUUCUUAAGAACAGCUUGGACCAGUGUCUGCAGAAAAAAUGUAUUUUUUAUUUUCUUUUACUUUUAACUUGUAAAUACUGUUAUAUUGUUUUACAAAUGUUAAACAACUGAAAAUGUAAAAAAAAAAACUGGUGUCAGAAUAAUGUUCAGUAAUACACUUCAGAUUGUUCAGUUAGAGUUAUGGCCUAGUACUUCACACACAUUGAGCUGUGUUGCUCAAGUAGGGGACACAGGUUUCAGUCUCCCCCCUCAAUAUUUUUUUUGUGUCCUGUCAAUUCUGCCUCUGUCAAUAAAAAGGGGCCAAAAGAUUUUCUCAUUGA
Carassius gibelio (silver crucian carp) is the source of this 3181-nucleotide messenger RNA. RefSeq names its product DNA replication licensing factor MCM3-like. Lineage: Eukaryota; Metazoa; Chordata; Actinopteri; Cypriniformes; Cyprinidae. The coding region runs from base 100 to 2541 and encodes 813 amino acids. Gene Ontology annotation, molecular function: ATP hydrolysis activity; single-stranded DNA helicase activity; ATP binding. The transcript has 17 exons. The record is from RefSeq and is a predicted model, not a curated record. Gene Ontology annotation, cellular component: nucleus; MCM complex. Gene Ontology annotation, biological process: DNA strand elongation involved in DNA replication; mitotic DNA replication initiation; double-strand break repair via break-induced replication.